Scomber scombrus (Atlantic mackerel) is the source of this 2159-nucleotide messenger RNA. RefSeq names its product dachshund homolog 2-like. The transcript is spliced from 12 exons. The record is from RefSeq and is a predicted model, not a curated record. NCBI's taxonomy places the organism in Eukaryota, Metazoa, Chordata, Actinopteri, Scombriformes, Scombridae. The coding region runs from base 68 to 2074 and encodes 668 amino acids.
GUGUGUGCGCUUUCACCACUCUCCACUUCUUCCAAGCGCCACUACCACCACCACUACCACCAUCUCCAUGUCACUCCCCGGCUCUCCCCCGCUCCUCUCGCCGGGCUCAGGCGCCCCUACUGCGGCCACGCUCUAUCGCUCCGCACCGGACUCGCUCCUCUCCUCCGUCGCUUCCACCGGCACCUCCAGCCCGGCGCACACCAACUCCAACUCCCACUCCCACUCGCACUCUCUGUCUCCGUCUCCUCGGCUCACCAGCAGCAUGCUCAGCGCCUUCCUGCCCGGACCAGGAGGCUCACUUGCCGGCUUGGGCAACGGAGGUGGUGCUGGAGCUUUGGGUCCUCUCGGCGGGCUCGGCUCUCUUACCACAGCCGGCUUGACCCCCGGUUCUCCCGGCUUGGCGCAGACCACUUCUAACCCGGGUCUGUGCAGCGAGUGCAAGCUGGUGGAGGUGCACGGAGUGAAGGUGGCCAGCUUCAGCGUGGACGGCCAGGAGCUGAUCUGCCUGCCUCAGGUGUUUGAUCUCUUCCUGAAGCACCUGGUGGGAGGGCUGCACACAGUCUACACCAAGCUGAAGAGGUUGGACAUCUCGCCGGUGGUGUGCACCGUGGAGCAGGUGCGCGUCCUGCGGGGGCUCGGCGCCAUCCAGCCCGGCGUGAACCGCUGCAAGCUCAUCUCCAGGAAGGACUUCGAGACGCUGUACCAGGACUGCACCAGCGCCAGCUCUCGUCCGGGCCGUCCUCCGAAGCGUUGUGCUGGUGCAGGGCUCCAGGAAAGCCCCAGGCUGCUGCACCCGGGCCUCCCCGGCCUGCUGUCCCCCAACCUGCUGUCACACACUGGACUGACGGCAGCAGCGAUGGCCGAGCUCCAGAAGCUUCAGAAGAUGAAGAUGAUGAUGAGUCUCCAGAACGGCAACGAGUCCGACAACGACGACAUGCACUCCAACACAGGAGGGAGUGAGUGUUCCUGGGAUAAAGAGCGUCUGACCAGCCCCCCUGCUGGAGCCCACAGCGGAGGUCUGGGUGGAGGAGGUGGAGGAGGACUUGGUUGUGGAGGACUAUCAGCAGGAGCCGCGGGAGGAGGAGCCGGAGGUGGUGCAGCGGGAGGCGGAGGGAGGGGGCCUGCCAUCGGAGCUGUCAAUCAACAACAACUCCAACAGCAGCAACAGCUACUUGCUAACAGGUUGGACCUGCCCUUCAUGAUGAUGCCCCACCCUCUGCUGCCCAUGGGGUUGCCUCCCGCGUCCGUCGCCAUGGCGAUGUCGCAGAUGAACCACCUCAACACCAUCGCCAACAUGGCCGCCGCCGCUCAGCAGAUACACACCCAUGUACACCGCGCGCCUGUCAUCAAGGAAAGGGUGUGUGACAGUCCCUCUCUCUCUCCGUCUAUCGAUGAGACCAACACUCCACUGCAGUCACAGCCCAGCAGCUCGGCCUCCAGCUCGCCCGAAAGACUGGGACUGGUGUCAGUUGAUGCAGAUGUUGCACUGACCAACCCUGCUGCACCCAUUAAGAAAAUAACAAAGGACAAAGAAGAGUCUUCGCUGGGACAAGCUCUGCCCCCCGGCUUCCCCGCUCCGUUCCUAUUCGCUGACGGCCUGUCGUCAGUGGAGACCCUGCUCACCAACAUACAGGGCCUGCUGAAGGUAGCGGUGGAGAACGCUCGGGUCCAGGACAAACAGAUCCAGGCGGAGAAGAGGGAACUGAAGAUGGAGCUCUACAGAGAACGAGAGAUGAGGGAGAGUCUGGAACGACAGCUCACCUCCGAACUACAGAGCAGAGCCUCCAUCCAGAAGCGUCUGAAGAAGGAGAAGAAAGCCAAGAGGAAGCUGCAGGAGGCGCUGGAGUUCGAGUCCAAGAGGAGGGAGCGAGUGGAGGACGCUCUGAAACACUCGUCCUCGUCCUCCCCCUCUCCUGAGCCGCUGCACGCCGCCAACAACAACAACAACAACAACAACAACAACAAGAACGACGCUGCUGUAGCCGAGGAUAAACCUGAACUUAAUGGAAACCAGCAAGACAACGGCGCUGUACAAGAAUCCCGGGCGUUUCUGAAGACCCCCAUGAUGUUCUAGAGAGAGCGACUCCGCCUCCAGAAACUCCACCCACCGCCCCCCCUCCACCCUUCUCCAACAACUUUCCCCUCCUCCCACUUCCUCC